Molecule: messenger RNA, 1994 nt
Organism: Tupaia belangeri chinensis (Chinese tree shrew)
Lineage: Eukaryota; Metazoa; Chordata; Mammalia; Scandentia; Tupaiidae
Gene: MON1A
Product: MON1 vesicular trafficking associated A
Exons: 6
Coding region: 185-1852 (555 amino acids)
Biological process (GO): protein secretion; protein targeting to vacuole; vesicle-mediated transport
Cellular component (GO): Mon1-Ccz1 complex
Source: RefSeq, a predicted model, not a curated record
UGGAGGGCGCGGCGCCCGCGGUGUAGCCAUGUCUGUGUCGGCAGGGGGCUGUGGUCCUGCGAACCUGCGCCCUCAGCCGGGGUCCUCCUGGACACCCGAACCACCCCAGGAGUCCAGCAGAAGGCAGUGACCCGCACCCUCUGUUAGUCUUGGGCCCCCCGGGAGAAACAGGAGAGCCCAAAGGAUGGCAGCUGACAUGCAGAGGAAGAGAAGCGGCGAAUGCCCCGAUGGCACGUUGGCUCCUUCUGAUGGACAGAGUGUGGAGAGAGCCGAGAGCCCCACACCUGGACUGGCCCAGGGAAUGGAGCCAGGUGCUGCUCAGGAGGGUGCCAUGUUCGUCCAUGCCCGUUCCUAUGAGGACCUGACCGAGUCAGAGGAUGGGGCAGCUUCUGGGGACAGCCCUAAGGAGGGUGCUGGGGGUCCCCCCCCACUGCCUGCAGACAUGCGUCAGAUCAGCCAGGACUUUAGCGAGCUAAGCACCCAGCUGACGGGCGUGGCCCGGGACCUGCAGGAGGAAAUGCUGCCCGGAAGCUCUGAGGACUGGCUAGAGCCCCCAGGGGCAGCCGGGCGACCAGCCUCAGAGUCCCCCAGGGAGGGCUCAGCCGAGGGGGAGGAGGAUGAUGCCGCGGAGGCAUGGCGCCUGCACCAGAAACACGUCUUCGUGCUGAGCGAGGCCGGGAAGCCUGUGUACUCCCGCUACGGGUCAGAGGAGGCGCUUUCCAGCACGAUGGGUGUCAUGGUGGCCCUGGUGUCCUUCCUAGAGGCAGACAAGAACGCCAUCCGCUCCAUCCAUGCAGAUGGCUACAAGGUGGUAUUCGUGCGCCGGAGCCCACUGGUGCUGGUGGCGGUGGCCCGCACGCGGCAGUCGGCCCAGGAGCUGGCGCAGGAGCUGCUCUACAUCUACUACCAGAUCCUGAGCCUUCUCACCGGCGCGCAGCUGAGCCACAUCUUCCAGCAGAAGCAGAACUACGACCUGCGGCGCCUGCUGUCGGGCUCCGAGCGCAUCACCGACAACCUGCUGCAGCUCAUGGCGCGAGACCCCAGCUUCCUGAUGGGGGCGGCGCGGUGCCUGCCUCUGGCUCCGACGGUGCGCGAGGCAGUGAGCGCUAGCCUGCAGCAGGCGCGAGCGCGCAGCCUGGUCUUCUCCAUCCUACUGGCCCGCAACCAGCUGGUGGCGCUGGUGCGCCGCAAGGACCAAUUCCUGCACCCCAUCGACCUGCACCUGCUCUUCAACCUCAUCAGUUCCUCCUCCUCCUUCAGGGAGGGUGAGGCCUGGACACCUGUGUGCCUGCCCAAAUUCAACGCGGCUGGCUUCUUCCACGCACACAUCUCUUACCUGGAGCCCGACACCGACCUCUGCCUGCUGCUGGUCUCCACCGAUCGCGAGGACUUCUUUGCGGUCUCUGACUGUCGCCGCCGCUUCCAGGAGCGCCUUCGCAAGCGCGGGGCCCAUCUGGCACUGCGGGAGGCGCUGAGCACGCCCUACUACAGUGUCGCUCAAGUGGGCAUCCCCGACCUGCGACACUUCCUCUAUAAGUCAAAGAGCUCGGGACUCUUCACCAGCCCGGAGAUCGAGGCCCCGUACACCAGUGAGGAGGAGCAGGAGCGGCUGCUGGGCCUCUACCAGUAUCUGCACAGCCGCGCUCACAAUGCCUCCCGCCCACUCAAGACCAUCUACUACACGGGCCCCAACGAGAACCUCCUGGCCUGGGUGACAGGUGCCUUUGAGCUCUACAUGUGCUACAGUCCUCUGGGGACCAAGGCGUCAGCCGUCAGUGCCAUCCAUAAGCUGAUGCGAUGGAUCCGCAAAGAGGAAGACCGCCUCUUCAUCCUCACGCCCCUCACCUAUUGAUGGGAAUGUAUACGGGCCCUAUCCUCAUAGGCCCUGGGUGCCGGAAGCCAUGGGAACUUCCAGGUGGGGCUGGCCUCUCUUGCCCAGCCAGCAGGCAGGGACUGUGGGUUGGUGCGUGCAUUAAAGUGCUUUGGGGAAGACA